CUUCUCAUUGAAGCCGGUCUUCCCAAUUACUUUUGGCCGGAUGCGGUGCGGCAUGCUUGUGUGGCCAAGAACAGAGCCUUGACUCACGUGGGAGAAGACAAAUGGGUGCCCUAUGUGGAGUGGAUUGGAAGGAAGCCGAAGGUGGAUAUGCUUCGGGUGUUCGGGUUGAGCUAUGAACGGCUUGGAGGAGCAGCCAACUCAACCUUGACCGGUUCGGCUCUCAUGCUAGGCGAUGAAGCGGAAGAUGAAAGCGAGGAGUGCGCUUUUGCCUUCUUCUCUCCGGUGGAGAUACCGGGGGAGCCUACAAAUCCCAAGGAGGCUUGGGAGGGCCCCAAUGGGAAGGAGUGGAAGAAGGCCUCAGAUGAAGAGAUGGGGAGCAUCAUCGAGAACGACACGUUUGACUUGGUGAACCUACCCCCGGGGCGUAAGGCGAUCUCUUCCAAGUGGCUCUUCAAGCGCAAGACCGACGCCGACGGCAACAUUGAGCGCUACAAGAGCAGACUUGUAGCCAAGGGGUACCAGCAGCAGGAGAAGAAGGACUACAAUGAAGUAUAUGCUCCUGUGGUAAAGGGUACAACCCUUCGAACCCUCUUCGCCGCGGCGGCCAUCAAAGGAUGGGUGGUGAAGCAAAUGGAUAUCCUUGGGAGAGCAAGAAGCAAGUGGACCAAGCAUUGAGCUCGGUGGAGUCCGAGUACAUGGCACUCUUCCGUGCCAUAAGAGAGGUUGUGUGGCAGCGGCGUUUGCUAGCUGAAUUGGGGGAGGAGCAGCAAGGACCUACCCCACUCUACUGUGAUAGCCAGGGUGCUAUUGCAUUGGCUAAGAACCCCGUUCUUCAUGGCCUUACCAAGCACAUGAAGGUGAAGAGGCAUUGGGUGAGGAGCAUGGUAACCGCGGGUGAAGUGGAGUUGCACUACGUGAAGACGACGGCGCAGCCAGCUGAUAUGAUGACCAAGAGGCUGGUUGAGCAGCAGCAUUGGAAGUGUUGCAAGCUUGCUGGGAUGGCUCUGAACUAAGGGGAGCAGAUUCUAAGGCCAACAAUCCGAGG
Molecule: messenger RNA, 1045 nt
Organism: Closterium sp. NIES-67
Lineage: Eukaryota; Viridiplantae; Streptophyta; Zygnematophyceae; Desmidiales; Closteriaceae
Source: the annotation of a GenBank genome assembly